This is a messenger RNA of Formica exsecta, 6122 nucleotides long. RefSeq names its product protein mothers against dpp-like. The transcript has 3 exons. Lineage: Eukaryota; Metazoa; Arthropoda; Insecta; Hymenoptera; Formicidae. The coding region runs from base 634 to 2043 and encodes 469 amino acids. Gene Ontology annotation, molecular function: I-SMAD binding; DNA-binding transcription factor activity, RNA polymerase II-specific; RNA polymerase II cis-regulatory region sequence-specific DNA binding. Gene Ontology annotation, biological process: SMAD protein signal transduction; transforming growth factor beta receptor signaling pathway; anatomical structure morphogenesis. The record is from RefSeq and is a predicted model, not a curated record. Gene Ontology annotation, cellular component: heteromeric SMAD protein complex.
GUAAUCCGUAAUCCGCCGAGUAAACAUUCGCCGUAGUGUCGUCGCACAGAGAGGAUGUUUACGCGCUGAGUAUCAGCGUUCGCGUAGAUGACGAGUCGAUCGCGCAUUCGCGGAAACGAAGGGGAACGUUAACCGUUUAGUACGUUACGUGUAAACGAAGUGUACCCUCGAAGUUACGGGGAAUUAGAGGCGACCCGUUUGCAUUUCUCUCAUCGUCGGUUGGGUGAUCGUCGUCGGUUAGAGCAUUCGAACGCGAGAGAGAAUGGCAGCGGAACAAUUGAGAGACACGAGGAAUCCUGAGUACAGACCACUCACCGUGCGAAAUUGAUUCGCGAGCGAUAUUAUCGUCAUCUCAUUUUCGCGGAAUUGCCAUUGGGCACCCCGCGCCGCCCAGUAGUCGAACAGCGCAAUCGAUAACCCCACGGGCGCUUUUUGCGCUGGGCGAGAGAUCGUAAUGGCGAGAGCGUGGCGUCGAGGGCGAUAGAGAGGCAGCGGGAGUGGGAGAUCGUGGUAAAAACAAUGCCAAAUCGCCAAGGAGCAGCGCAUUGCUGACGAAGAAGAUUAUUUCUUAUAGAUGAAGACAAAAAUAUUAUGUGUAGAUAAAUCCUUUAAGUAAUACAUUACCUGUCGAAUAUGGAUGAUGAAGAAGGAACCUCAAGUUCUGGACCUAUGUCUUCGUUGAACAGUUUAUUCUCGUUUACCAGCCCCGCUGUGAAAAAAUUGCUUGGAUGGAAACAAGGGGACGAAGAAGAGAAAUGGGCGGAGAAAGCGGUUGAUUCGUUAGUGAAAAAACUGAAGAAGCGCAAAGGAGCGAUCGAAGAACUAGAGCGAGCAUUGAGCUGUCCCGGCACACCAAGCAAAUGCGUAACAAUUCCUCGAAGUUUAGAUGGUAGAUUACAGGUUUCCCACCGUAAAGGCUUGCCACAUGUGAUAUACUGCAGAGUCUGGCGAUGGCCAGAUCUUCAGUCGCACCAUGAACUAAAACCAUUGGAAUUAUGUCAAUAUCCAUUCUCCGCCAAACAGAAGGAAGUUUGUAUUAACCCCUAUCAUUAUAAAAGAGUGGAGAGCCCAGUGCUGCCGCCGGUAUUGGUUCCUAGACACUCAGAAUAUGCUCCUGGCCAUUCUCUGUUGCCUUUUCAACAAUUGGCCGAUCCAAGCAUGCCACACAAUGUGUCCUACUCAUCUAGUGGCUUCAACGCUAGCUCUACAGGCGGCGUCAAUCCGACAUCACCCAUGUCUUCUGUCGGUUCCGUGCCAAGCCCAGGGAGUGCAACCUUACCGAAUCCUCAAAGCCCGUAUGGUACUAAUGGAUUACCAGAGACGCCACCGCCGGCAUACUCUCCGCCUGAGGAUGGCUCACAAACCGGACAAACCUCGUCAUCAGAUUCGGUUCCAAUGGAUACGAGCGCGCCCAUCGAAUCAGCUACACCUGUGUGUUAUCAAGAACCACCCUAUUGGGCCUCGAUUGCUUACUACGAGCUAAAUUGCCGAGUGGGCGAGGUAUUUCAUUGUCAGACGCAUUCGGUGGUUAUUGACGGCUUCACAAACCCGAGCAAUAACUCCGAUCGCUUCUGCCUUGGACAACUGUCCAAUGUAAAUCGAAAUUCCACAAUAGAAAAUACAAGGCGACACAUAGGCAAAGGAGUGCAUUUGUACUACGUGGGAGGCGAGGUUUAUGCCGAAUGUCUCUCAGACUCGGCAAUAUUUGUACAAUCUAGGAAUUGUAAUCACCAUCAUGGAUUUCAUCCCAGCACAGUUUGUAAAAUUCCACCAGGAUGCUCGUUAAAGAUAUUCAACAAUCAGGAAUUUGCUCAGCUUCUCUCGCAAAGUGUAAAUCAUGGUUUCGAAGCUGUCUAUGAGCUAACAAAGAUGUGCACGAUUAGAAUGUCAUUUGUGAAGGGAUGGGGUGCUGAAUAUCAUAGACAGGAUGUUACAUCAACCCCUUGCUGGAUUGAAGCACAUUUGCAUGGACCUUUGCAAUGGUUAGACAAAGUGUUAACACAAAUGGGUCCGCCCCAUAAUGCCAUAAGUUCAGUGUCAUAAAUAAUAUGCACAUCUUACAACAAAAUGUUCAUUAUGAGGAAAGGACAAUUAGUUUCGAUGCACUUUUAAAAGUUUAAGGAUAUUGAUCAUAAUUGCCAUAAAUGUGAGAGUUGUGGAGACCAUGCACAGAGACAUGUUUGACAAUGGUUACAGCUGUAAGUUACUUUAUGUUAUACCAAUAUUAAAUUCAUGAAAAUAAGACGAUAAUGAAGCAAAAAUAUGUAAAGUUUGAAAGAAAUAUAAAAAAUUACGAGAAAUGUUAUACAAAAAAAUAAGAAUAUUUAACAGUGAUCUCUGAAAGCUAUCGUGAUCGCGUAAUGUAUACACUUAGAUGCUAUAAAACUCUUUGGCUGUUAUAUAGGAAAAAAAUUAUACAUAUAGAAGUAUAAUGAUAUAUGUGUAAAAAAAAAAGAAAUAUUUUUCAAAUCUAUCCAUCACAGUCGUAAUACUUUAUUUUAUAUAGAGACUUAUUGCGAAGAUAUUUGUCAGUGUUAUGCCACAAAUCUUUUUCUAGACGAUUUUAAAAUUUAUUGUGAUGAUAAAAGAAAUAUAACGCGAGAUUACAGCUGCUUGACAAAGAAAAUAAAUCCUCCGAAUUAUUGGAAGGGAACGAAAAACAAAAUAUUUUCUGUCCUUCUGAUCAAGGAUAACCUAAUGAUUAUGUCUGUUAUGUGUGUGUUUUAAAAGUACUUUUACGUCUCUAUGUAGAUCUACUCAAAUUUCUCGCUAAAACGAUUGAUGGUGUAGCACGGUCUUUUAUUGAAAAACGAUGCGAUCCGUAUUUCAAUGUAAGACGUUGGACGUUGAUCUCACGUUGACUGUUGAAAGUUAACUGCGUCCAAUGAUAUAUUGAAACCUCGAAUACAUUAAUUCGUAGAAAGAGAUUUAUGAUUCAUGACCUUGCUCCAUCUCUGUAAAUUACAUUGCAUUGUACUCUUCUCGAUUAUCGCAUCAUGUACCAUAUGAUUCAACGCUUUCCAUAUUAUAAUUUCUGAAAACACAUUACACAUUUAGGUAAGUUUUAUGUGUCAUAAAUAUAUAAAAUUUUAUGUACUGUACAAAUUCUAUAUGGGAGAAUUGUAUACAUUUGUAUAUGUGUGUACAAGUGUAUGUUUAAUGAAGAAGUCACCUGUUAGUAAGUUUAUACAUUGCUGGAUGAGAAGUUAUUUUUACGAAUUGGAGUUGCUCUUGAUAUUACUUUGUUUGUUACUUUUAUAUGCUGCAAAAGGUGCCAAAAAGAACGGUAUAUAUUCGCAUAAUACAUUUAAUUUAUGCACUGUGAUAUUUUGUCAAAGAGAAAUACAAUUCUUUCUAAUCACGUUCCCAAAGUAAUCACAAAUAAAGUAUUUCAAAAAUAUAUCGAUGCCUUUGAAUAUGUUAGCCGUCAGAUAUUAACAGUGCCUAUAUAGACAAUACUAUCUUUUUUCACUGCCGUUUGCUGUCACUUGUUUGCCGAUAUGUGCCUAGCUGUGAUUCUUUGCUAUUCGAUUUGGCAAAUUUACAAUUUGGUGAUAAACAAAAAAAAGUACGAGAGAGAAUAAAGUACUUGCCUACUUACAAUUCCGUGAUAAAUGAAAGAAAGUACUAAGAAAUAAGAUAUUUGCCUGAUUAACGAUUAAGUGAUGAGGAAAGUACGAAAGAAUAAAAUGUUGUAACUUACAAUUGCAUUAUGUUAAAUAUGUGUGAUGUGUGUGUGAAGAAGGGAAAGAUUAAAUUUCAUAUUGAACAGGAUACUGUUUGGUACAAACAUUAAUGUCAACGAAAUGCUAUUUUAUUCCGUAUUGCAUAAUAUGGUACAAUUGUACAAGCGAUGGAGACAAUAAUCGACGACUAUAGAAAAAAGGGAUAAAAUGUAAAAUACGUUUUCAGCCUGUUCUAACUAUGGCAAUUUAUUGUUUGAUAAAAUAAGUAUAGAAAAAAGAGAUUUACUAUAUGUAUGUAAAAUCGCUGUGAAUUUAUUUCCAAAUUACUUUCUGCAGAAUAUGAUCCAAUUGUGUUUGAAAUUUUCAUCAACAUAUACAGACGAAUUAGAAAUCUCUUAUAGCGACAAUGCUGCAUCAUAAUUUGCGUCAAUAAAUUAUCGAAUGGCUAAUCGAUUAGAAUGGAGUUACGAGAUCUUUUACGAGCACAUCGAAAUCUAUCACGAGUUUGAAAUGAGCAUGAUGUGCAUUAUUGAAAGAUGUAUGUGAAUAGUUUCUCAUAUACAAGAUUAGAUUUACAGCUUUUAUCUCUCAGUCUUCGUUUUAUUGCUAACUAAAAUCGCAAAGCCCGUUUACAACCUCGCCUGAACCUUUUUAAUCCUGAUCUUCGAAACGAUACAUUCUUCGGAGUUUGCGAAAGUUUGAUUUCAAACUUAAGCUCUCGAAAAUUGAUAGAGCACUGUAUUUUUUUGCAUGCCACCCAAGUUUGUGCCUUGGAUGCCUUUUAUAUUACGUAGUUAUGUAAGAUAUUAUGAUACAUUAUACGCAAUUUCUGAAAUGUAUAUUGUGAAAUAGCAAGAGAUCUGGUAUGCGUGUGUUGUAUCCGAAAAUGCACAAACAUUUUCCCAUUCAAGAAGAAAAGAAAAUUGUAUAAAAAAUUCCCUCGAAUAUGUCCAUUCUUGUAAAAUAAAUGUAUAGCUCUGUAUAUUUGCACUAUAGCGUCACAUUAUAGCACAUGUAAUAUUUACACAUUAGCAUCAAACUAUUAGUUGUCUGAUAUCGAGUUUUAUUUGCCUAGUGAUUGCACUCGAUAUAAUUGUACGAUAUGAAUCAAGUUUUGAGUUGAAGAUUAUACUUUGAAAAUUAUCGUGCCUUGGAAAUAUUAAAAUAUAAAAUGAACCGAGCGACUUUGCAUUACAUAGAUUGCAACUAACAAAUAAGCAAUCAGUACUUGCUUGUCAUUUUAAACAUGAAUGCAUUUAUAUUAUACCUGAUAAUUAAUGUAAUGAAGAUAUAUUUUUUUAUUAAUCUGUUAACAAUUGUAUAUUGUAAAUCAUUUUCAUACCACAGAAAACUUUAAAAAUCUCCGUUCAUCGGUUCUGAUAUAGACACGCUCGGUUCGUUUUAUAGAAAAGCCGUCUAUUAAUGUAAAGGCCGUGAAGAAUAAAUAGAUGAGCGAUUGAAAUGCAAAGGAGCGAUUUGAAAACGGGCUCGCGAUAUUCCAAUACGUCAGUAACUACAUACAUAUAUACAUAUGUACAUGCAUAUAUACAUAUGUACAUGCAUAUAUAUAUAUAUAUAUAUAUAUAUAUCGUUAGCUAUAUGUGUUGAAAAUACGUCUUUGGAGAGAGAAAGAGAGAAUCCAUUCCAUGUUAUACACCGUUAGAGAAGAUAAAUGCGGAUUUUUUCCCCCUUGCGCGAUUUCUCGGUACGCUCAUGUGGCUACGUCGUGCUCAUAACUAUUAAUGACGACGUAGGAUACACGAGCUUCCUCUAUCUGUACAGAUCACCUCCUCUGUGAGAGAAUGAGUUUGUUUCGUAGUUAUCGCAAGACUAUACAGUGUUAACGCACAUUAGCUGCCAAGUACGAAGUGUAAUAUAUUUUAUUUCAUUUUUAGCACUCUUCUUUAUGGUAAAAAAAGACAUUUUAUGUUCAGAGCACGGUAUUUUUUUUAAUCGUAUAUAUAUAAUAUAGAGUGAAUAAUAAUAAAAAAAUAUUUGUGUUAAAUGUAACGUGUUAUGCGGUAAGAAAUCGACAAACUAGUAUAAAUGAUUAGCCCAGAUCACGUAUACAGAGUCUGCUCCGUUAUCAAGAAAAAUAUUGAACUGUUCAAUGUAUAUACGUUCCGGCAUUAAUCACAUAAACAUUUCGUAUACCAGAAAAAAAUUUCGUCAUUGCUUGAAAAAUAUUGCUUGGGUGACAUUUUUAGAUGCCUGACAGAAAAUAUGUCCACGAGAUGCCGAGAACUUUUUAACGAAAAUUCUUCGUGAUCAGCUAUGUUAUAUAUAUACCGUUCGCGAUAUAUAAACUUAUUCACUCGGUCUCGUUUACACGCCUUCACCUGUGUCUAUACAUGCAUUUCUGGUAAUUAUUGUCUUGUGCAGCUCUAUUAAAUACGAAAUAAAAUGCCUACCUGUGUAUCUCUAUGUGCGAUUAAA